Messenger RNA from Closterium sp. Yama58-4, 2067 nucleotides. The record is from the annotation of a GenBank genome assembly. NCBI's taxonomy places the organism in Eukaryota, Viridiplantae, Streptophyta, Zygnematophyceae, Desmidiales, Closteriaceae.
AUGACGCCGGAUGACUUGUCGCCCAUGAACCCCGUUCUGGAAGAGGAGGGGCUGCGGGCUGCGAUUCAAGCCGUGCUCUCCCUGCCCAUCCCCCCCACGCCUUUUGAGGCGCCUCAAAAGGCUGCGCUUCAAGCCGUGCUCUCCCUGCCCAUCCCCCCCACGCCUUUUGAGGCGCCUCAAAAGGCUGCGCUUCAAGCCGUGCUCUCCCUGCCCAUCCCCCCCACGCCUUUUGAGGCGCCUCAAAAGGCUGCGCUUCAAGCCGUGCUCUCCCUGCCCAUCCCCCCCACGCCUUUUGAGGCGCCUCAAAAGGCUGCGCUUCAAGCCGUGCUCUCCCUGCCCAUCCCCCCCACGCCUUUUGAGGCGCCUCAAAAGGCUGCGCUUCAAGCCGUGCUCUCCCUGCCCAUCCCCCCCACGCCUUUUGAGGCGCCUCAAAAGGCUGCGCUUCAAGCCGUGCUCUCCCUGCCCAUCCCCCCCACGCCUUUUGAGGCGCCUCAAAAGGCUGCGCUUCAAGCCGUGCUCUCCCUGCCCAUCCCCCCCACGCCUUUUGAGGCGCCUCAAAAGGCUGCGCUUCAAGCCGUGCUCUCCCUGCCCAUCCCCCCCACGCCUUUUGAGGCGCCUCAAAAGGCUGCGCUUCAAGCCGUGCUCUCCCUGCCCAUCCCCCCCACGCCUUUUGAGGCGCCUCAAAAGGCUGCGCUUCAAGCCGUGCUCUCCCUGCCCAUCCCCCCCACGCCUUUUGAGGCGCCUCAAAAGGCUGCGCUUCAAGCCGUGCUCUCCCUGCCCAUCCCCCCCACGCCUUUUGAGGCGCCUCAAAAGGCUGCGCUUCAAGCCGUGCUCUCCCUGCCCAUCCCCCCCACGCCUUUUGAGGCGCCUCAAAAGGCUGCGCUUCAAGCCGUGCUCUCCCUGCCCAUCCCCCCCACGCCUUUUGAGGCGCCUCAAAAGGCUGCGCUUCAAGCCGUGCUCUCCCUGCCCAUCCCCCCCACGCCUUUUGAGGCGCCUCAAAAGGCUGCGCUUCAAGCCGUGCUCUCCCUGCCCAUCCCCCCCACGCCUUUUGAGGCGCCUCAAAAGGCUGCGCUUCAAGCCGUGCUCUCCCUGCCCAUCCCCCCCACGCCUUUUGAGGCGCCUCAAAAGGCUGCGCUUCAAGCCGUGCUCUCCCUGCCCAUCCCCCCCACGCCUUUUGAGGCGCCUCAAAAGGCUGCGCUUCAAGCCGUGCUCUCCCUGCCCAUCCCCCCCACGCCUUUUGAGGCGCCUCAAAAGGCUGCGCUUCAAGCCGUGCUCUCCCUGCCCAUCCCCCCCACGCCUUUUGAGGCGCCUCAAAAGGCUGCGCUUCAAGCCGUGCUCUCCCUGCCCAUCCCCCCCACGCCUUUUGAGGCGCCUCAAAAGGCUGCGCUUCAAGCCGUGCUCUCCCUGCCCAUCCCCCCACGCCUUUUGAGGCGCCUCAAAAGGCUGCGCUUCAAGCCGUGCUCUCCCUGCCCAUCCCCCCCACGCCUUUUGAGGCGCCUCAAAAGGCUGCGCUUCAAGCCGUGCUCUCCCUGCCCAUCCCCCCCACGCCUUUUGAGGCGCCUCAAAAGGCUGCGCUUCAAGCCGUGCUCUCCCUGCCCAUCCCCCUCACGCCACUCCCACCAGGUGGACUUUGAGCCUGAGUACAUCACACCGAACGACUUCUCCCCGAUCAACCCGCUGCUGGCGGAGGAGGAGGAGAAGCAGCAGGCGGGUGAGGGGCCGUCGCUGGAGGAGGUGAUGGUGGCGGCCAAGGCAGAGCUGAUGGCGCUGACGGGCAUGGAGAGCGAGGAAGAAUUCCAGUCCGCCCUGCAAAGCUGCCUCUCCCGUGGCGAUGAGCUCGAAGCCCUGGUGGAGCUGUACGCGGGGCCGCAGCGAAUGACAGCGCUGCAGGAGAACAAGGCGCUGCAGGAAGCCGCGGAGAAGCUUCCUGCCGGCGUGUCCCCACAGGCCGUGGCGUUCACCAAGCGCGCCCUGCUCACCCUGCAGAACAACCCAUCGUGGUCGUUUGCACAGAAGCAGAAGAUGAUCGGCAGCAUUGUGAGGGGGUUCUCAUCCUCGCUUGGAUGA